Molecule: messenger RNA, 333 nt
Organism: Kwoniella botswanensis
Lineage: Eukaryota; Fungi; Basidiomycota; Tremellomycetes; Tremellales; Cryptococcaceae
Exons: 1
Coding region: 1-333 (110 amino acids)
Source: RefSeq, a predicted model, not a curated record
AUGUCUCGAGUCCCAUCCGUCAUCCAAGCGCCCACACCGGCCCAUGUCCAGACAUACUACUGCACCCACACCAGGUCAAACCGAUCAAACAUCGAGGCAACUGUGAGACGGCUACUUGGUGACUCGGCUGACCAGCCGCUCCGUCGACUGCCUGAGCAUGGCGAUUUGGCCAUUCCGCGCCCCCAUAGAUCGGGUGGUCCCAAGUUCUGGGUGGUCAGGAUCUCCGGUCAGCUAUCACAGGAGAUCAGGAUACCAUACUUGAAGCCGCCAGGAAAAGUGAGAGCGCUGGGUGUCAAGCUUUCAUCAAAGGUACCGAGCGUACCACUGGACUGA